AUGGCAGAGCUGGAUUAUGAACUGCCUCGUUUUAUAAGAGUGUACAAAGAUGGUACCGUGGAACGAUUAAUGGGCACGGACACGGUUCCUGCUGGCAUUGAUCCCGAAACCGGUGUCGAAUCCAAAGACGUGCUCGUCACACCAGAGAGCGGAGUAUCUGCUAGGCUUUAUCUACCGAAAAUCAGAGACCCGGCCAAAAAACUUCCGCUUGUGAUUUAUUUCCACGGGGGAGGAUUUUAUUGUUUUACACCGUUUUCCACUUUUUACCAGCCAUUUCUUAAUUCUUUUGUCGCGGAAAGCAACAUUAUUUUGAUAUCGAUCGAUUAUAGAAGGCCACCGGAACAUCCGGUCCCGGUGGCCUACGAUGAUUCUUGGAAUGCUAUCCGAUGGGUGGCUUCUCAUUGCAAUGGCACUGGCCCGGAGGCAUGGCUCAGCGAGUAUGCCGAUUUUGGACGUGUACAUAUAUCGGGAGAUAGUGCGGGUGCAAAUAUCGCGCAUUGCAUGGCUAUGCGGGCCGGGUCGGAGAAAGUUAAUGGGCUGGACUUUGAUGGGCUGAUUCUCAUGCAUCCGUAUUUUUGGGGCAAGGAUCCAGUGGGUGGAGAAACGGAUGAUACCGAAAAAAGGGCCUAUAUUGAGAAGUUUUGGGUAUUAGCAUGCCCAACAAGUAGUGGAGCGGAUGACCCGUGGAUGAACCCGGGUUUGGAUCCGAAAUUGUCGAGCUUGGUGUGCAAAAGGGCUUUGGUUUUUGGUACAGAAGAUGAUUUUCUGAAAUAUAGAGCCAAGUAUUAUGGUGAGGUGUUGGGUAAAAGUGGAUGGGCUGGAAAGGUGGAGGUGGUGGAGACUGAAGGUGAAGCCCAUGUGUUUCAUUUGUACAAGCCCAAGAUUAAGAAGAGCAUGGAAUUGGUCCAUAAAGUAAUGUCUUUUAUAUACGAAGAGAAUGCCAAUCCUAUUUAA
Molecule: messenger RNA, 954 nt
Organism: Daucus carota subsp. sativus
Lineage: Eukaryota; Viridiplantae; Streptophyta; Magnoliopsida; Apiales; Apiaceae
Product: probable carboxylesterase 7
Exons: 1
Coding region: 1-954 (317 amino acids)
Molecular function (GO): hydrolase activity
Source: RefSeq, a predicted model, not a curated record